This is a messenger RNA of Gossypium arboreum, 780 nucleotides long. RefSeq names its product proton pump-interactor 1-like. The record is from RefSeq and is a predicted model, not a curated record. NCBI's taxonomy places the organism in Eukaryota, Viridiplantae, Streptophyta, Magnoliopsida, Malvales, Malvaceae. The transcript has 4 exons. Bases 1 to 780 code for a protein of 259 amino acids.
AUGAGAAGCUUGUGCAGCAAGCUUCGUGGCUUGUCUUUAAAGAAGGAAGCUGACCAAUUGAAAGCCAGACUCAAAAACACUGAGGCGAUCACUAAGGCAGCUAAGAGAAAAUACUACGAGGAAACCAAAAAGUUAAGCGAAUUGCAGUACCAGUUCAAAGCUGCAAAUGACAUCCAACAAGAAGCGUAUGUGCAGUUGCAAUGUUUGAAGAAACAAUCACAUGAGAAGAACAAACACUUUUGGCAGUACAAGGAUGAUUUAAAUAAAGCGGAUGAGUUGGCUUGGAAAGGGGAUAAAGUGGCACUCCAAAAUUUUUGUAUUAACCAGGUGAGAUGCAAUGAAAGGAGCACGCUUUGGAGACUGAGGACAUUAGAUGGCCGUGUAUUUGGUCCUGGUGAAGUGCCUCCUGUAAUUCCUCGAGCACUAAAUGGAAGAGCGAUCGUGGAUCAUACAAUGUCCGGCUUAACUUUGGAAGAUCGAACACAAGAGUUAGUGGCGGUGGCAAAAGCUGAAAAGGUACUUGCGGAAAAGGUUGUGGAGCAAAAGAAGUUUAUGAAAUCUGCUCCUCCAGAAAGUGUUUCGACAACUGCUUCUAAUGGGGAUAAAAUCGAAGAGGCUGAAGAGGAGAAGACGAAGAGAACAAAGGAGCAGGAGGAAUCGGACAGGAAGGCAGAAGAAUUGAGAAAGGAAGAGGAAGCUGCUAAAUUAAAGGAGCAACGCCGGUUCGAGGAGAUAGCUAAAGCUAAGGAAGCACUAGAAAGGAAUUACAGGAAGCUGUAG